UGUUUUUGUUAAAAAGGGGAAAAAGUUUUGAGGGUUUUAGAAUGACGUCAUCCUGCGGAACCGGGAAUCGGAUCUCAGCGAACCGAAUAACAGGAAGCUGUCCGGUUUAGUUUCCGGUUCAAUUUUCGAAAGAACUUUACUCACUGCCUCCGUUACGCCGGCUGCUUUUGGCUUCUCUUUUGGUCGUCGGUGAAAUGUUGGCGAAGGUUGAGUGUGAUGUUUAGCGGUCGAAGAAUUUUGGUCCGUCUUUCUAGGCGAUCAGCGCUCCUCCAGAGAAGAACAAUUUCCGAUAACAACAAGUCAAUCACAAUCUCCAACAACGGCAAGGUUAAUUGUAAUAGUUCUAAGGAAGUUGAUAACUCUGUUGCUCUAAGUCGCCAAGAUGCCUAUAAGCAAUUGGAGAACCUUGACUUCAUGACUGCUGCCAAGAUGCUAUUUACGGAACCGCCGAAGAAGAAGAAAUUCGGGCUUGAUUUUCAUCUGGUACAGUUCUUCUUUGCUUGCUUGCCUUCACUUGCUGUUUAUUUGGUGGCUCAGUAUGCUCGCUAUGAAAUUCGAAGAAUGGAGGCGGAAGCUGAAGUGAAAAAGAAAGCUGAUGAAGAGGCAAAAGCAAAAGAAUUGGAAUUGAUGGCUGAGGAGGAAAAACAACAAGGGACUAAUCCACAACUUUCCGAGGUGAAAGCAAGACUAGAUAAGUUAGAGGAGACCUUAAAAGAAAUUGUAGUCGAGUCCAAGAAACAAUCAGGUGAUGUUGCAGACAAACCAAUUGACAAUGCUGUCAAAGAACCUGCAACAACCAAGCCAGGGACUCAUGACACUCAGGAAAAGACAAAUCCCUCUAGUGAAGGGGAAACUCGAGCAAAAUCAGUCUUGCCUGAUCAAAAGCAGAUAAAAAGUGAUGGUUCCUCCCCUGACGUGAACCAAUGAUAUCAGUAGCAUAUAUUAUUUCGCGCAGUCAAGUCUUUUGAAGAGUCUGAAAUGCAUAAUUUUGCAAAAUAGGGAAAAGUCACUGCUUCAUUUUAUUAUUUUUCAAAUCAAUGUGUAUUAGAAGAUAAUUGGGAGAUGUAGCAUUUGUAAGGAUUGCUUGCUGCCAUGUUGCAGGUUUUCUAAGCGGAAAAGUUAAUUUUGGAGAAUACAUUUGACAAUA
Molecule: messenger RNA, 1147 nt
Organism: Solanum tuberosum (potato)
Lineage: Eukaryota; Viridiplantae; Streptophyta; Magnoliopsida; Solanales; Solanaceae
Exons: 4
Coding region: 217-927 (236 amino acids)
Source: RefSeq, a predicted model, not a curated record